Molecule: messenger RNA, 4488 nt
Organism: Rubroshorea leprosula
Lineage: Eukaryota; Viridiplantae; Streptophyta; Magnoliopsida; Malvales; Dipterocarpaceae
Source: the annotation of a GenBank genome assembly
GUACAGUCUUGGCAUCUUCCUCCCGAAUUCUUCCUUGUUUCCCUUUGCGCAUGGCGGUCCUCUCCCUUCUUCGUCAUCAUUCUUCACCUUCUCCAUAAUUACUGUGAUCGAUUUGCACGAACCCCUUUCUCUUUUUUCUGAUAUUUUCUCUCUCCUAGAUCAGCUCCAGAUCAUUCAUUCAGUCACAGGUUGCAGAGCGAACCAUUGAGAGGGGGGAUUGAUAGGAAAAUUUCCAACUUUUUUGUGCGCUAUUCCAGUUGAUGGUGGAGAUUCUAAUUAAGCUGGUGGACUAGAAGCUGUUAUUGGUUGUUUUGAUUUGAAUUUAGGGUUCUUCUCUUAUGGGUGGCAUGAAUAUAUGAUUUUCCUUUAAUCUCUUGGAUGAAGAAUCUAUAUAUGUUUACACUGUUGAAAUUUGUGAAUUUGAGUUUUCCAGAAUUUUUUAGUACAUGGUUUGAGUGGGAACUCCAUGUGUAAUAGAAGAAUAGUUGAUCCUGAAAAACAAGAUAAUCAGCACUUGAUGGAUACUCCUUCCUCAACUGCACCCUCUGCCUUUGGUUCCAAUCCCAGUUCUGCACCUGGGUCUACCACUGGUUCCAAUGAUGAAGUGCCUCGUGUAAAAUUCUUGUGUAGCUUUUUGGGGAGCAUUUUGCCUCGACCCCAGGAUGGGAAACUGCGUUAUGUUGGUGGAGAGACACGGAUUGUGUGCUUGCCCAGAGAUAUAACUUACGAGGAGUUGAUGAGUAAGAUGAGGGAGCUUUAUGAAGGGGCGGCAGUGUUGAAGUAUCAACAACCUGAUGAAGAUCUUGAUGCUUUAGUGUCAGUUGUGAAUGAUGAUGAUGUAACUAACAUGAUGGAAGAGUAUGAGAAGUUGGGUUCAUGUGAUGGAUUCACUAGGCUUAGGAUUUUUUUGUUUUCACAUCCCGAGCAAGAUGGUUCAUCACAUUAUGGUGAUGGUGAUGAGAGGGAGACUGAGAGGAGGUAUGUUGAUGCUUUGAAUAGUUUAAAUGAGGGCUCUGAUUUUAGGAAAUGUGAGUCUCCCAUUGCAACUCCAAUUACAGACGGCAUCCAUUUAGCUGAACAACUCUUCAACCCAAUGAACAUUGAUGGUGGCUUACAUAACCAAUGGCCUGCUGAGAUGUCAAUGCCACCCUAUAACUUGCAUCACCUUUCUAUUCCUCGAAUAGGGUCUGGGCAACUUCAGCUACCUGCUUCUCAGAGAUGCAAUGAAAUGGAAGGUUCAUGGAGUCCUGCUUUUUAUUCUCCUAGGCACCAUGGACACCAUGAUCCUAGAACAUUAUCAGAUUUUCCAGCAUCACCAUCUGCUGGCCACUACCGGGUACCAUUUCCAGAGAUACCAGAUAAAUACUUGGACAGAAUGCCUGAAGAAUAUGUUCGGCAGCAAUUAAAUCCUCAUCCCACUUAUGAACACCAUCCCCAAUUUUCAGAUAAUGUAGUAUGGAUGCCAACUGGAGCUAUUUCUGGUGACAAGGCUGGGUUUACUGGGAAUGUACUUCAUGGUCUCAACCUGUAUGAAGGAAACAAUGUCUGUGAGCACUGCCGUGCUACUUUCAAUAGACAUCAACCUCACUUGGAGCAUCCCAGCAUGGGAAAUGGAGUUCCACAGAUUGCUAAUCCCUGUGCUGAGUGCUCCCCAAGCCGGGAAAGUUAUAUGGUGAAUGCAGAUUCCAACUUGCACAUUGCAAUGUACCCAAAGGAUCAAAGGGAUGCUCGAUCUCCUUACAGUGAAAUGCAGAGUCAUGAAAGAGGUUGGGUUCUGCCACAUCAACUAAAUCCUUGUGUUGAAGAUACAAGAAAUCAUGCACCUGUAGCUGGAAAACUGAAUGAUCACUGCAUUGUGGAUGGUCCCACUAUGAAUUUCCCUCAUGGACAUGGUAAUUUAGCAGAUGCUCAUCAUAUGCCCUCAAACUAUGUUCAUCACCGACCUGGACCUGACAUGGGAACUGAUGUUUUUCAUGAUCAAGCUUUGGUUACCCCAUCCCACUUACACAUUCCUCCUGAAGAACGUGGUUUUCGGUAUGGGAAUUAUCCUUAUGCAUAUGGAGGUGAUAAUCUUUACCCAGCAUCACAUGGACAUGUGCAUGGACAAACUUUAUGGAGAAAUGUUCAGAACACUGGUCUCAGUGCUCCGCGUUAUGAAGCAUCCAUUUUACCACAGCAUACUAACAGCACGGUAAACUCACCAUUUCUUAGGGAUACAGCGGAGGGCAUUGGAAGAUUUUGUGUUGGGGUGGAUAAUCAAAAUACUUGGGCCAAAUCCUCACAGAAAAUGCUGGGGCUUGAUGGAACUGUUAUUUCAGAGCAUUCUUAUGCUCAUCCAUUGAAGUUGAACACAAUCCCCAAUGGUCGGGAAAAUCCACAGUUGUUCCCUCCACCCCAAGAGCCCAUUCAAUCCUCCCAUGACAUGCUAAACUUGGCCACUUCUACAGAACCUGGGCAGUUGUCUGAUCCACCACCAACUUUAAUUCCAGAUAAAUCUGCUUCAGGUAAAAGUAGAGAAUCACAAAAUGAUUCCAAUGCCACUGGAGCAGUGGCAAUGGAAGAGAAAAGUGUUCCUGUGGAAGGAAAGGAAGUAUGCCUUGUAGAGAAGAUUGAAAACUCUGAAGUACCAAGCAUACCUUCUAUGGAACCGUACAAGGUUGCAGAUAUUGAAUCUAAGAUAUCUUCCAGUGAGUCGAGCAACUCAAAUUGCUUAAGGCCUGCUGAAGAUUGUGGUGAUGCUGUGACACCUGGCAAAACAGAUGCUUGUGCUCUGGAAAAUUCAAACCUAUCCAUUAAUAAUCUAAGUUUCCUACCUGAGUUGAUUGCUUCUGUUAAGAAGGCUGCACUAGAAGAGGUUGAGGAAGUUAAAGCUAAAGUUGAUGAUGGUGAUUCUGUCAAGAAAGAUUCAAUUGAAAAAGAAGUAGCUGCCAAUGAACUUGAAUCAGCGAAUGCAUGUGGUGAAUUGGAGAUGGAAUGUGAUAAUGAAAACCUAAAUACUUCUAAGAUUGAGCCAACAAAAGCUGAGGCAGAAGCAAUUGCAAGAGGCUUACAGACAAUAAAAAAUGAUGACCUGGAGGAAAUCCGAGAAUUAGGUUCGGGAACAUACGGAGCUGUUUAUCAUGGGAAAUGGAAGGGUUCUGAUGUGGCAAUUAAGAGAAUUAAAGCCAGCUGCUUUGCUGGGAGACCUUCUGAAAGAGAACGUUUGAUUGCAGAUUUCUGGAAGGAAGCUUUGAUAUUGAGUUCAUUGCAUCAUCCAAAUGUUGUUUCUUUCUAUGGUAUUGUACGUGAUGGUCCUGAUGGAUCUUUAGCCACUGUCACAGAAUUCAUGGUCAAUGGAUCUUUGAAACAAUUUUUGCGGAAGAAAGACAGAACAAUUGAUCGUCGUAAGAGACUCAUUAUAGGAAUGGAUGCAGCAUUUGGGAUGGAGUACUUGCAUGGAAAGAACAUUGUACAUUUUGAUUUGAAAUGCGAAAAUCUGUUGGUAAAUAUGAGAGAUCCACAACGCCCAGUUUGCAAGAUUGGUGAUUUGGGCUUAUCAAAGGUCAGACAACACACUUUGGUGUCUGGAGGUGUUCGUGGGACGUUACCCUGGAUGGCACCUGAGCUUUUAAGUGGUAAAAGUAACAUGGUAACUGAAAAGAUAGAUGUUUAUUCUUUUGGGAUUGUUAUGUGGGAGUUACUCACAGGGGAAGAACCUUAUGCUGAUAUGCAUUGUGCUUCUAUAAUUGGAGGUAUUGUCAACAACACAUUACGUCCAAAAAUUCCAUCAUGGUGUGAUCCUGAAUGGAAGGCUUUGAUGGAGAAGUGUUGGGCAUCUGAUCCGUCAGAAAGGCCAUCGUUUUCAGAAAUUUCUCAGAAGCUGAGGAACAUGGCUGCUGCAAUCAAUGUAAAAUAAUUCUCACACUAAAGCAGUAGAUUACAUGUCUUGCAUGCUACUAGGGAAAAGGAAAAUAAGCCCAGUUAUUGCAGUAUAUGGUCAUCUACUUGUGUUAUGAUAAUAAAUAGCUGCAGUGCCUUCUGUCAUCUUCAUCGGAUCCAUUGCAUUACUGCCAUUAGAUCUCUCCAGAAAAUGCACUCUGGACUGGAUCAUACUUGGGAAGAUGACAUGACAAUCCAAAGACGGUGAUGGAUGACCAAUCAGAAUGGUUUUGCUACAUUGGAUCUGACCCAAGAUGGCAGUAUACUAUCUGGAAAUGCUUCUAUCUUUUAAGGUGGGACUAUAAUUUCUUUUGAAGAUCUUGUAUAUAAGUUAAAUGGUAAUGAGUGUGAACAGUAAUGCAUAGAACUUCUGAAAUUCAAGAUAAACUAGGACCCAAAUUUGUUCUGAAUCUUUUUGACCUUCUGCAUUUCUAUAAAUUUUGAAACAAAGAGUCCUCAAAUUUAUCUGUGGUGAUGCAUGAAAUAUAGAUAGCUGCUCUUGCCCAUUUAUAGGAGGUUUAUUGUACCGACCUUGAUUUUGUUCUAACAUAUUUGAGUACUUGAAAGCUG